Messenger RNA from Drosophila suzukii, 366 nucleotides. NCBI's taxonomy places the organism in Eukaryota, Metazoa, Arthropoda, Insecta, Diptera, Drosophilidae. The record is from RefSeq and is a predicted model, not a curated record.
AUGGCAAACUUUGAUCAGUUGCCAUUGAGUUGUUUGCCAGCCAUGAAGUACCUAACAUUGUCUUUCCUGUUGAGCUGCCUGUUGGCCGUUGUACUGAGUGCCCCGCAGUUUCCAGGAUCAGGAUUUGGUUACGGAUUUUCACCCUAUGGAGGAUACGGAGGAUAUGGAGGGAGCUAUUCUUCAGCUAGCGCCGCAGCGAGCAGCAGUGCAGGAGGAUAUCAAGGGGGAUACGGAUAUCCUGGAUACGGGGGCUAUGGAGGAUUCGGCGGAGGAUAUGGCGGUGGCUAUCAGCAGCAGUACAAUCAGUUCAGCAACUACAACAACUACGGAUCUUCCGGCUACGGAGGCUAUCCAUUCGGCAGAUGA